GAUCCAAUUAAACCGAAGUCCAUAACCGACCCAAUUUCGCGCUGGGUCAACCCAUCAGCUCAUUUCCCAAGUUUACACUGGCGGAUCCGCCAUUGCCAACGCGCUCACAAUGUGAAGAUGCACCUGACGCGAUUCUUAUGGAGGCAUCAUAUAAGGAAUAAAACGGCAGUUGCAGUUCCAAUUAAAGGCUUAUUGGCUCAGAUUACUGCUAAUAAACCAAGAUGGAUGAGUACGGUGAUGAGCUUUGGUGACGGAGCCCAGGGGGCGUUGGGUCUACCCAAUUCGGAGACGGGUCCCGGAGGCGACGCUUACGAGCCCACCCGGAUAUCCGGUCUCCCUUCCGAUAUCACCAGCAUCAGCGCAGGUCAUUAUCACUCGCUUGCUAUUGAUUCUCGAGGUGGACUCUGGGCUUGGGGACGUAACCAGGAGGCUCAGCUGGGUCGUGAUCCACUUGCUCCGAGAGAUUCAUGGAAUGAUCCAAAGAGAGUGGAAGGGUUGGAUCAUGUGAAUGUUUGUGCUGCUUUUGCAUCUGGUGUUGUUUCUGCCGCUGUUGGCGAUGAUGGUUCUGUGUGGGUAUGGGGAAAGUCUAAGCGGGGACAGCUUGGUCUUGGAAAGGGUAUUACUGAGGCUGUGGUACCUCGCAGAGUUGAAGCACUUGCAGGAGAAAAGAUAGUCAAGGUGGGCUCCUAAAAUUUUAAGGUAGAUUAAUCUAGUGCCAUAAUUUCCAUAC
This is a messenger RNA of Theobroma umbraticum, 730 nucleotides long. RefSeq names its product Regulator of chromosome condensation (RCC1) family protein (gene RUG2). Lineage: Eukaryota; Viridiplantae; Streptophyta; Magnoliopsida; Malvales; Malvaceae. The record is from RefSeq and is a predicted model, not a curated record.